AUGCUCCUGUCGUUAAGCCACUUCGCCCUCACGUUCACCUCGGACGCACGUGUGUCCAUGCUGCGAAGAUCUUCCCUAUUGUCCUACUCAGGCGAUUCCAGGCUGUGCGUGACUCAAGGACGAGGCCCAACCAAGCCGGAUUUCGUGCUGGAGUGGAUGCGCAGACCAGAUAUUCACACUGAGGCGCAUUCUCGAAUUUCGACGGCCGUCUGCUUCGUUGACUUUGCCGCCGCGUUCGAUCCCGUCCAUCGUGAGUCCCUGUGGCGGAUAAUGGCGCUAGAUGGUGUACCGGCAAAAAUCAUCGCCAUGAUCAAGGCCUACUAUCGCUCCACUACUGCGAGAGUCCUGGCCCGUAGCAAUCUUUCCCAACCGUUCGGUAUUCGGUCUGGCGUCCGACAGGGUUGUAUCCUGUCACCCAUACUGUUCAAUUACGCUAUUGGCUGGAUCCUCGGGAGGGCCCUACGCGACAGUGAUGUCGUUGAAUUUGCACCCGGACAUCGGCUGACUGAUCUCGACUAUGCCGAUGAUAUCGCCUUACUUGCGUCAAGUUCUUGUGAUCUGCAGUCUAUGGUGUCACGGGUGAACGAGGUCGCUAAAUCGGUCGGUUUGUCCAUAAACGCUGGGAAGACCAAAGUGUUCUCAAGCUGCAUCCCUGACCAGGAGAAGGCAUCCCUGGGGAUUGAUGACUGUCAACUUGAAGAAAAGGACGGUUUUAAAUACCUCGGGGCGCGGCUGCUGCCUAAUGGACAGAGUAAGGACGACAUUGUCUCCCUAGUUCAUGCUGCCCGCUGGGUUUUCUCAAGCCUUCGAAAGUGCCUAUGGAUCAGACGCGACCUCUCCGUCGUCUCUAAGAUUCGCGUGUACCGUGCAUCUGUCCUGUCUGUACUUCUCCACGGUUGUGAAUGCUGGGCUUUGGGCGUGGAGGACGGGCGAAAACUGGAGGUAUUUGACCACCACCGACUUCGUCUCAAAUGA
Messenger RNA from Spirometra erinaceieuropaei, 975 nucleotides. NCBI's taxonomy places the organism in Eukaryota, Metazoa, Platyhelminthes, Cestoda, Diphyllobothriidea, Diphyllobothriidae. The record is from the annotation of a GenBank genome assembly.